Messenger RNA from Juglans microcarpa x Juglans regia, 3573 nucleotides. RefSeq names its product receptor protein-tyrosine kinase CEPR2-like. Bases 580 to 3489 code for a protein of 969 amino acids. NCBI's taxonomy places the organism in Eukaryota, Viridiplantae, Streptophyta, Magnoliopsida, Fagales, Juglandaceae. Gene Ontology annotation, biological process: protein phosphorylation; hormone-mediated signaling pathway. Gene Ontology annotation, cellular component: plasma membrane. The record is from RefSeq and is a predicted model, not a curated record. Gene Ontology annotation, molecular function: protein binding; ATP binding; protein kinase activity. The transcript has 3 exons.
AGCAUAUUUGUCAGUACUAGACAAGUGUCCCCCAUGGCCUACACUCCCCCAAUACAUCCACUUAAUUUGUGAGAUCAAUAUCAUUCAAUACCGCUCCAUUCUUCUUCUUCUUCUUCUUCUUCUUCUUCUUCUGCUAUCAUGUUCAGUACUCUCUUCGUUCAUACAGACCUUUCAGAAAGCAAGUGGGAACUGUCACAGACUCACAGUACCAGAGCUACCUUAAUUCCCAGAUGAUCAGACACCUCUGCUCUGCUAUAUCUUCUCGUCGUUUUAAGUUUGACCAGUUAAUUUCGUGUCUGGAGAGAUCGAGAUCUAUCUCUCUCUCUACACAGAAUUGUAACUGAAGCUAGCAAUUAAGCAAGUUGGAAAGUAUGUUGCUUUGUGGGUGAGCGUGCAUGGAGCAGUAGUUCAGAUUUUAGCUGCCUUGGGUCAUGUGUUUAAUUCGAAAGAUGGUGAAGAAUGCGGGUCAAAUUGGCGUUCCACGUUCACCAGUACUGCUCACAGGCCACCGGAUAGAUCAUAUGAUAGAUUAGAUCUAUCUUUCUGGAGCGACCAUUUUACCCCUUAUCUUUUCACCCAAUGGCCGAAACCCCAUUUCCUUCCCCUUCCCUCCUCCUCCCCCUCCUCCUCUUCUUGCUCUUUCUUUCCUUUCCCUUUUUCCCGCCAUGUACGCCCUUAACGGUCGAAACUGAAGCCCUCCUCCGCUUGAAAAACCAGCUCAUAGACCCCCUCAAUUCCUUGUACUCCUGGCAAGCCUCAGAAUCUCCCUGCCAUUUCUUCGGCAUCACGUGCCACCCAGUUUCCUCUAGAGUCACCCAUAUCUCGCUCGAAAGCAAGUCUCUUUCGGGCGCGAUCUCCCCAUCUAUUUCCUUGCUCGAAAGCCUGACUGUGCUCUCCUUGCCUUCCAAUAACAUCUCCGGAAAGCUUCCCGUUGAACUGAGUUACUGCAGCAACCUGAGAGUGUUGAAUCUCUCUGAAAACGACAUGAUCGGUCGUAUUCCCGAUCUCUCGUGGCUGCGAAAUUUAGAGAUUCUUGAUCUUUCUACAAACCACUACUCCGGUUCCUUUCCAAGUUGGGUGGGGAAUUUAACCGGACUGGUUUCCCUGGGGCUUGGUGACAAUGAAUUCGACGAGAAUGAGAUUCCUGAAACUCUUGGGAAUUUGAAGAACUUGACUUGGUUGUAUCUAAAAGCUGCUAAUUUGAAGGGAGAGAUUCCGGAGUCUGUUUUCAAGCUCAAGGAGCUGGAGACACUUGAUAUAUCGAGAAACAAGAUCUCUGGGAACUUCCCUCGGUCGAUUGCCAACUUGAAGAAGCUUAAGAAGAUUGAGCUCUUUGACAACAAUUUGACCGGGGAAAUCCCACGAGAGCUUGCGAACCUUAGCUAUCUAAGGGAAUUCGACGUUUCUGCCAAUAAAAUGUAUGGGAAGCUUCCUGAAGAAAUAGGGAAUCUGAAGAAUUUGGUGGUUUUUCAGCUUUAUGAGAACAGCUUUUCAGGGGAACUCCCCGCAGGGUUCGGAGAUAUGCAGCAUCUUUUUGGGUUCUCAAUCUAUCGUAACAGCUUUACUGGGAAUUUCCCGGUUAAUUUUGGCCGGUAUUCGCCAUUGGAGAGCAUUGACAUAUCUGAGAACCAGUUUUCAGGUGGUUUCCCCAAGUUCUUGUGCGAAAACAGAAAGCUAAGGUUAUUGCUUGCAUUGGGAAAUGAUUUUUCCGGGGAGUUACCGGAGUCUUAUGCCGAGUGCAAGUCUCUUGAGAGGUUCAGAAUCAAUAUGAACCGCUUGUCUGGGAAGAUACUUGAUGGGGUUUGGGCACUUCCAUUUGUGCAAAUGAUUGAUUUUGGUGAUAAUGACUUCAGUGGAGGAAUCUCCCCGGAAAUCAGGUUUUCUGACAGUUUGAAUCAGUUGGUUUUGCUAAACAACAGGUUUUCCGGCGAGCUUCCAUCAGAACUUGGCAAGCUGAUGAACCUAGAGAGGCUACAUUUGAGUAAUAAUAACUUUACUGGUAAAAUACCUUCUGAAAUUGGUGCUCUGAAACAAUUAUCUUCUUUGCACCUGGAAAAGAAUUCUUUGACAGGAUCAAUACCGCCCGAACUGGGUAACUGUGCGAGUCUGGUCGACUUGAAUCUCGCCUUGAAUUCUCUGACCGGUAACAUCCCGCAAACAUUUUCUUCGAUGACCUCGUUGAACUCUCUGAUUCUUGCGGGAAAUAAGCUUACGGGUUUGAUUCCGGAAAAUUUAGAGAAAUUGAAGCUAAGCUCCAUCGAUUUGUCUCAAAACCGGCUGUCAGGAAGAGUUCCAUCUGAUCUUUUGACCAUGGGUGGAGAAAAAGCAUUUCUUGGAAACAAGGGACUCUGUGUUGACCAAGAACCUAAAGUGCUCAAAAGUUAUAGGAUAGAUAUUUGUACUGCAAGUCAUAGUCAAAGAGGGAUAUUUGCAGGUAAAUUUGUUCUGUUCUGUGUUAUAGCAUCCGCCUUGGUUGUCAUAUUAGCUGGAUUACUGCUUGCGAUUUAUAAGAACUCGAAGCUUACUGAAGCUGUUGUUGGAAAUGACUUGGAAGGGGAGAAGAAAGUAGAUCGGACUUGGACACUUACAUCUUUCCACCAAGUAGAAAUUAAUGUUGAUGAAAUAUGUGAAUUGAAAGAAGAGAAUUUGAUUGGAAUUGGUGCUACAGGAAAAGUUUAUAGACUGAAUUUAAAGAAAAAUGGCAGCACAGUGGCGGUAAAGCAACUAUGGAAAGGAGAUGGUGUGAAGAUUUUGGAAGCAGAAAUGGAGAUUCUGGGAAAAAUAAGGCACAGGAACAUACUGAAGCUUUAUGCAUCUUUACUAAACGGGGGCUCGAGUUUUCUGGUGUUCGAGUACAUGGAAAAUGGUAAUCUGUUUCAAGCUCUCCAUGGAAAGAUCAUAGGUGGGCAGCCAGAACAGGAUUGGUACUGGAGGUAUAAAAUUGCUUUAGGAGCCGCAAAGGGAAUUUCUUAUCUGCACCAUGAUUGUUCACCCCCUAUCAUUCAUCGGGACAUAAAAUCAAGCAACAUUUUACUUGAUGAGGAUUAUGAGCCAAAAAUUGCUGACUUUGGGUUUGCAAAGUUUGCUGAGAAGUCUCAUCAAGGGUCUGAUUAUAGCUGUCUUGCCGGCACUCAUGGUUAUAUUGCUCCUGAGCUGGCAUACAGUCUUAAAAUCACUGAAAAGAGUGAUGUAUAUAGUUUUGGCGUGGUGCUGCUAGAAUUGAUUACCGGUAGAAGGCCUGUUGAAGAGGCAUAUGGAGAAGGAAAAGAUAUCGUUUAUUGGGUUGCAGAUCAUCUCAAUGACCGUGAAACUGUCCUCAGGGUUCUCGACAAUAAAGUGGCAACUGAUUCUUCUGUCCAAGAUGACAUGAUUAAGGUGUUGAAGAUUGCUAUCCUUUGUACUACUAAGCUUCCAUCUGUGCGCCCUACUAUGAGGGAAGUAGUCAAAAUGCUUAUGGAUGCAGAUCCUUGCGCUUUCAGGUCUCCAUAGAACAAUCCUGACAAAAAAUGGCGAGUCUUUCAUCAAGUCAUAUUUCUCUCAGUAAUAGCCGACUUUUGAGGUUUGAGACGUUGC